This is a messenger RNA of Aphanomyces astaci, 1550 nucleotides long. RefSeq lists its product as hypothetical. The transcript is spliced from 10 exons. Bases 22 to 978 code for a protein of 318 amino acids. The record is from RefSeq and is a predicted model, not a curated record. NCBI's taxonomy places the organism in Eukaryota, Oomycota, Saprolegniomycetes, Saprolegniales, Verrucalvaceae.
AGAAAGGAAGAAACUGUCAACAUGCAAGUUGAUGAAGUCUGGGAGAUCGUGCUUGGAAGGAAGGUAGGCCCACUGCAACUGGGAGCCACGCUCUCUGAAGUCAUCACCGUGCUCAAGCAACGAAGCCCAGUCCGCGCCUUUGAGAUUGAAUACAACGAAGACGAGCCGUACGCGUCGGAUAUUGUGAUCAACUCCCCCGACGAUGGCUUCAAGUUGCAAUUCCACUCCGUGACCCAACUCUUGACCGUCAUCGACGUCUAUCAAGUGAACAACCUCGCCCUUCGGUACCAAAGCAACAUCUUGUGCGGCAAGGACGCCACGCCCACGUUUCUGUCGGUGUAUCAGUUGGUGGGCCCAACCUACCCAGGAACGUACGACCCCGCGACGAAACUGUACACGUUGCAUUACGUUGGGGGGAGUUUUCGAUUUCCGAUUCCCAAGGAAUUUGAGAAACUGUACAGGAACAAGGACGUACUCCCGUUGGAGCUCCCGAAUGGAAGCACACCCGCCGCCAUGGGGCUCUCCAUCUACGGCGGCAACGGCGUGCCAUCCACGAACCAAGCCAUCCCCGUCCCGUUGAAGCAGCACUACUACGAACCCGUGGUGGUGGACAUGGCCAAUAUGCACAAGCUCGUGGUGACGUUCCCGACCUCCCGCCGGGAGAUUCGAAUCGGCGAUACUCCACAAGAAGUGAUCAGUGCCCUGGGACCUCCGUCGUCCACGUACUUCAAGCCCAGUCUGGAUGCUUCGUCCUUAUCCACCGGGGGCGAAUAUUUUCAUAAUUUUGCCGAUUUGGGGAUCGACGUCAUGUACUCUGCGUGGCAUGCCGUGUCGAAGAUCAUUUUGCGAACCAACCUGCCGGGCCAUGGCGAAUUCAAUUCGUAUUUCAAGUGCAAUUAUCAACUGCAGCACUUUGGGGCGACAGUAGCAGCAACCACGUCAUCGCAUAUGACUGUGACCCCUGAGACAACGGUAUGACGUUAUAACCCCCUGUUGUGAUUGCAGUGUUACAGUAUCAUCCAUCAUAUCCCAUAUCGGUAGUGGUCAAGCAUGGUGAAAGCACUGGAUGUGUCCAGCGAAGCCCUGCGUCGGCCCAUCGUGUAUGACAACGGAUCGGCAAAAGAUCCCUUCCAUGCAAGUCGGUUCUACGCCCCGUUCGAUGGAUGCCUGGUGGAGGUUCGCAUGAUGUGUGCAUAAGACGAGGAGGAUGCUAUACAGUAGCUGAUAAUGCUUCCUUUUAGGUCCUCCAUAACGACUGUGCUGCGUCGAUUACCCUCAGUUGCCCACAACACUAGCAAUCAAUUGCCUUCAAGAAAGAUCAAUGUGUAUUGCCUUGAUAGGUUGCCAUCCAGGACUUCACUUCAAUUGGCUUUGUGACGAUGGCAUCUCGAUUGCAUCCUUGGUUGAGCCCUGCUAAGACGACAUAAUGUAUAACAACAUGGGCAAAGGGCAGGGGGACUAACUCAACGCGAUUAGACAGCUUUAAGUGUCUAUACGUGAAGCAGCGACUACGAAAACACUGAUAACUAAUCAAUCCAUCAAAAACUGUG